AUGUCUUCAUUUCCAAUUCCUACUUGGGAUACACCUUUUGGUAUUCAAUUAUGGCCAAUCUUUGAUAAAUUUGUUAGUCAAAUCACUAAUAAUAAAUUUAUUCCAUCACAAUUUCAAUUUAUUUCUGGUCAAUUACCAUUAUCAACAUUACCUGAAGCUCUUACUGCUAUAACUAUUUAUUAUAUUGUAAUAUUUGGUGGUGAUUAUAUUUUCAAAAAAUUCAAUAUUAAACCAUUAAUUUUAAAUGGAUUAUUUCAAAUUCAUAAUUUAUUUUUAACUAGUUUAUCUUUCACUUUAUUAAUAUUAAUGUGUGAACAAAUCAUCCCCAUGAUUUAUCAUUAUGGAUUAUUUUAUACUAUUUGUGAUAUUAAAGCUUGGACUCAACCUUUAAUUACUUUAUAUUAUCUUAAUUAUAUCACUAAAUUUAUUGAAUUUAUUGAUACAGUUUUUUUAGUAAUUAAACAAAAAAAAUUGACAUUUUUACAUACUUAUCAUCAUGGAGCUACUGCUUUAUUAUGUUAUACUCAAUUGGUUGGUACUACUUCUAUUUCUUGGGUACCAAUUUCAUUAAAUUUAGCAGUUCAUGUAUUGAUGUAUUGGUAUUAUUUCUUAGCAGCAAGAGGUAUUAGAGUUUGGUGGAAAGAAUGGGUCACAAGAUUUCAAAUCAUUCAAUUUAUUAUUGAUUUAAUAUUUGUUUAUUUUGGUACUUAUCAAAAAGUUGUUAUUACUCAUUUCUCAAAAAUUUUACCUUAUUGUGGAGAUUGUGCUGGUACUAUGAUUGCCGCUUAUUCUGGUUGUGCAAUUUUAUCAUCUUAUUUGGUAUUAUUUAUUGCAUUUUAUAUUGAUGUUUAUCGUAGAAAAGGUUCUACUAAAUCAAAAAUUGUUAAAUCAGUUAAAGGUGGUGUUGCUGCUCAAGUUAAUGAAUAUGUUCAUGCUUCAGGUAUUCAAACUCCAUCCAAUGCAAAUGCAAACUCCACUGCUAAAACUGUACGUUCUAGAAAGGUCUAA
Messenger RNA from Candida dubliniensis CD36, 1008 nucleotides. RefSeq names its product fatty acid elongase (gene FEN1). Gene Ontology annotation, cellular component: endoplasmic reticulum membrane. The record is from RefSeq and is a predicted model, not a curated record. Bases 1 to 1008 code for a protein of 335 amino acids. Gene Ontology annotation, molecular function: fatty acid elongase activity. The transcript has a single exon. Gene Ontology annotation, biological process: fatty acid elongation, monounsaturated fatty acid; fatty acid elongation, saturated fatty acid; sphingolipid biosynthetic process. Lineage: Eukaryota; Fungi; Ascomycota; Pichiomycetes; Serinales; Debaryomycetaceae.